CGUCCCUAGCAACGGGAGAGGCAGCGGCGUCGAGUGGGCAGAGCAGGCCGGCCGGACUUGGCCUGGCCGGGGAGGAAGCGACGCGAUGGGUCAGGAUUACUACGCCGUCCUGGAUCUCACCCGCAGCGCCAAGGAUGCGGACAUCAAGAAGGCCUAUCGGAAGCUGGCUUUGAAGUACCACCCCUAUAAGAACAAGGAGCCGUGGGCCAGAGAAAAGUUCAAGCAGCUUGCAGAAGCCUACGAUGUCCUGAGCGAUCCACUGAAGAAGGGCAUUUACGACAAAUUUGCCGAGGAAGGCCUCAAAGGAGGGAUCCCCCUGGAGUUUACGGUGGACACCCCCUGGACAGAAGGCUAUGUUUUCCACGGAAACCCCGAGAAGGUCUUCCGGGACUUCUUUGGAGGAGACAACCCCUUUGCUGAGUUCUACACAGCCGAAGGGGCUGAAGUCAACAUGGCGUUUGGGGGGCUACGAGGGAGGGGAGUGAAAAAGAAGGACCCUCCGAUCGAGAGAGACCUCUACCUUUCGCUGGAGGACUUGUUCUACGGAUGCACCAAAAAAAUCAAGAUUUCACGCAGGGUCAUGAAUGAUGACGGCCACGCUUCCACCAUCAAAGACAAGAUCUUGACCAUCGAUGUACGCUCAGGGUGGAAACAAGGAACUAGGAUCACCUUUCAGGAGGAGGGAGACCAGGGCCCAAACAUCAUCCCGGCAGACAUCAUCUUCAUCGUCAAGGAGAAGAUCCACCCCAGGUUUAAGAGAGAAGAUGAUAACCUGAUCUAUGUGGCCCCACUCCCUUUGGGGAAGGCCCUGACUGGGUGCACCGUGGAUGUGAGGACUCUCGACGAGAGGCUGCUCAACAUCCCUCUGAAUGACAUCGUACACCCCAAGUACUUCAAGGUGGUGCCGGGAGAGGGAAUGCCCCUGUCCAGCGACCCCACCUGCAAGGGGGACCUCAUCAUGUACUUCGACAUCCUCUUUCCCCAACGGCUCACCCCGGCCAAGAAGGAUAUGCUGAGGCAAGCCCUCCUGACCUGAGCAACGCCACCCCACCAUCCGAAAUCCUAUCCCUUUGCUCCUUUCCUUGACCCCCUUUUCUUCAAAGAAAUAAAAGCUUACUAUUUUUUGCCA
Molecule: messenger RNA, 1129 nt
Organism: Lacerta agilis (Sand lizard)
Lineage: Eukaryota; Metazoa; Chordata; Lepidosauria; Squamata; Lacertidae
Gene: DNAJB13
Product: DnaJ heat shock protein family (Hsp40) member B13
Exons: 8
Coding region: 86-1036 (316 amino acids)
Cellular component (GO): cytosol
Molecular function (GO): protein-folding chaperone binding
Source: RefSeq, a predicted model, not a curated record